Molecule: messenger RNA, 819 nt
Organism: Malaclemys terrapin pileata
Lineage: Eukaryota; Metazoa; Chordata; Testudines; Emydidae
Gene: CINP
Product: cyclin dependent kinase 2 interacting protein
Exons: 5
Coding region: 75-710 (211 amino acids)
Source: RefSeq, a predicted model, not a curated record
CGGACGUGAGCGCACUUCCGAGGGAAGGCGGGACGCGGCCCGGCCGGGGGCCCUAUCACGGCGGGGCUCGGGGCAUGGCAGCAAAGAGUCCUGCAGCUGUUGCUCAAAAAAAACCUGUCUCAUCUGUCAGUGCAAGAAAAAUUAAAGAUAACACAGCAGACUGGCAUAAUUUAAUGAUGAAAUGGGAGACCCUGAAUAAUAAUGGAUUUACUAUUGCAAACAAAAUUGUAAACUUGAAAAUUGGCACACUAUUUAAAGAUAACAAACUGGAGAUAGAAUGUGACAACAUUGCCUCUGACUGUGGAAAGCUGUCUCUAGACUAUAAUGAAGAACUUGAGAUGUUCUGUGCAGAAUUGCUUGGGACCCUGGAAAACAUGGCAAAAAUACAACUGAAAAUGGAAAAACUGUGUUCAACUACUAAAGGAAUUUGUGAUUUAGAAACAUAUCAUUAUAAAAAUGGAGAUUGCAGGACACCACUCUUUCACACAUGGCCCACUACAUACUUCUAUGAGGUUUCUUUCAAGCUUACUGAAAUGUACAAGAAGGAAAUACGACUUAAGCAAACGAUUGUGCAAGAGAUUGCUCAUACUGCUGACCAGGAUCUUAUGAUGGUUUAUUUAUCGUCUUGGUUGUACCAGCCCUAUAUUGAGAACAGCAGCAAACUACUGCUAGAAAGCAUGUUGCUAGAAACAGGACAUAGACAAGUGUAGCAUUUAAGACUACUUCUAAUGAUACUCAUGUGACACUGAAGCAGCAACAAACUGCAAGGUUAAUUAUACAUUGUAUUUUUAUAAGGUUAUUAAAAUGUUUUUUUCCUCU